AUGAAACUGGCCUCACACAAGCACGUUAAAGUCGUGGGAAAAAAAGGAAAAAAACAAAUCGGUGUUAUUACCUCCGCUGAGCGUGGGUCUUUGUUAACCACAGUUAUGUGUUUUAGUGCAACAGGAGUAUACAUAGCGCCCUUUAUAAUUUUCCCACGAAAAAACAUGAAAAUGGAGCUUAUAAAUGGCACAGGAUCAAAAUAUGCGUGCCAUAUAUCUGGCUGGAUCCAACAAGAAAUAUUUGUGGAAUGGUUUCGCCAUUUUAUUAAUCUGACAAAGCCUAGCUCUGAUGAUCCAGUGGUUUUAAUACUUGACGGCCAUUAUUCCCACACAAAAAAUUUGGAGGUCAUAACUGUGGCGCGAGAAAAUUAUGUUCACAUAAUAUGCCUUCCACUACAUUCAACUCAUCGGAUGCAACCAUUGGACGUUGCUUUUAUGUCUCCGUUUAAAACGUACUAUACACAGGAAAUUACAAACUGGCUAAGGUUGAAUCCCGGACGUGUAGUAACAGGCUAUCAGAUAGGAGAACUGCUUGGGAAAGCCUACAUAAAAGCGGCCACCAUGGACACGGCCAUCAACGGCUUUAGAAAAACUGGAAUGUUCCCUCCUGACAGAAACAUAUUUAAAGAAAAUGACUUUGUGGCAGAAGUGCAGGAUAUGUCUGGUGAAGAACUAGUAGAAGCAGAAAUAGUUCAGGAAGAAAAUAUAGAAAUAGAAACAAUAGAGGAUGAAUUAGAUAACAACGAGCCAAAAGAAAAAAGCCCUGAGAGACGGAUUACCCUAGAGAGACAGAUUACUGCUUUGAAACAGGUUACUCCUGCAAAUUUAAUGCCUGUUCCAACUACUUCUAAAGAUAUUAUUAAACAAAAGAGUACAAGAAGUGGUAAAGCUGCGGUCAUAACUAGCACGCCCUACAAAGAAGAAUUGGAAGGCAGCAUGUAA
This is a messenger RNA of Anthonomus grandis grandis, 942 nucleotides long. RefSeq lists its product as uncharacterized. Gene Ontology annotation, molecular function: DNA binding. Lineage: Eukaryota; Metazoa; Arthropoda; Insecta; Coleoptera; Curculionidae. The transcript has a single exon. Bases 1 to 942 code for a protein of 313 amino acids. The record is from RefSeq and is a predicted model, not a curated record. Gene Ontology annotation, cellular component: nucleus.